This is a messenger RNA of Chiloscyllium plagiosum (whitespotted bambooshark), 1339 nucleotides long. The record is from RefSeq and is a predicted model, not a curated record. NCBI's taxonomy places the organism in Eukaryota, Metazoa, Chordata, Chondrichthyes, Orectolobiformes, Hemiscylliidae.
AUGGUAUGUAUAAAUGAAACCAUUUUGUAACUAAUGUAUGUCUGUUUCUAAGGGUUAUGGUGGAUAUGAGCAAUCUGGUGCUUCUGGAUAUGGACAAAGCCAAAGUGGGUAUGGUUCAAGUUAUGGACAAGGACAGUCAGGGAUGAAUUCAUCUCAGUCGUCAACAGGCUAUCGACAGGGUGGGCACAGCUAUGGGAGUGGGAGUGAGAGCUCCCACAAUACUUAUGGACAGCAACCGUUGUAUGGAAAUUACGGGCAGCAUUCAGAUUCUCCUAGCAGCCUAGGCAAAUUUAUUCUACUUACCCCUGAUUGACUUAUUGUAACAUGGGAUUGACUCCGAGCCCUGGUUCUCCCAAUCCCGACUUCCACUUUGAACAGCUGCAGCACAAGAACUCAAACGGUAAGUAAACCUUCAUCCUGCGGCUAUUGCAUGACCAUUGUUAAAGUACACUUAAUGUAUUUGGGUGCAGAGUGCUCUUAUCCACUACAAUCCUGAAUUCACAAUGCAGUUGUGUAGUUGUAACUUUCUUAGCAAUAACCCAUUUCUGCUGUGCUGAUUGUAUCUUGUUUCUGCUUUAAAAUCAUUUGAUGUGUGAGAUGUAUUAUUAAAUUCCAUUGAAAGGACACUUGAUACCAGGUUAUGGAGCUGUUUUGAUUUCAAUUGAAACUCCAUUAAUGCCAAACUCAUGACUUUAUUCCACCAUAACCUUAACUCUUGGGAAUCUAGUGACCUUUUUUGGUUCCCAGGACAGGAGUUUACAGCAUUUUUUUUUCCUUCCUCUUUUUGGUCACGCCACCAAAGCCUUAUUAACCAUGCUAUUUCAAUUUUUACCCUUCAAGUACAGGUUCCUCCCAGAGGAUAAAACUGCAUCCUUAUCUCCUGAAGACUCUCUAUGGAACAUGCUGUAGUAUGAUGCAAUUGGUGUUGCAAUUUUCCAAAAGCUUCUAUCUAAAAAUGAGACUUGGUACUUAUUUACUGGCAUUCAGCUUGGAAUUAUCUUUUUAAAUUCCAAGUUGUCUGCACUUUUCUUAUAACAACUAUGAAGUAUUCAUCAGCGACCAUCACUUUAUAUUUACCUGAAGCUUCAAAAUCUGAAUGAACCAGCGGUUCUGUUGCCCCAACUUCCAGUCAAUUAACAGGAAAGUUUAUGGAACAUUGUACAAAAGGCUAUUUGAAUGGAUGCUUGAUAGGCAUGUAAAUCAUGACCCACAAACUGCCCUGAAUUCUGAGUUAACUAUUGGUUUCCCUAACUACUGAGUAGCCUCUGAACACUCCAUCCCAAUUCACCUCCCCAUGCCCCACACUCCUGCUGGAAACAGUGUGAUAAUUACAACAGGG